AUGCCGAAGCCAUCAUCAGCUGACACAUGUUUGCUGCGGCCAACCUUGCAUGUCGAGGUUGCAGCCACAGCCCUACCAAAUAAGAUAGAUGAGCUAGACAAGCUACGAGGAGACCUCAGGGUAUGGUUCGCGAAAACCCACGAAAGUGUCACACUCGGUCGGACAGCCCUCCCAAAAGAGAUAUACGGCCUCCCGCUUGUCACGCAGGUCGAUGUGGCAGACUACACUGGCCCCAUACACGGCACAGGGUACCACAAUGUCCACGACCUCGACCUCGAUUUGCAGGUCUAUGUGCUCAGACCGGAGGACAGCAGUGACGGUCGCCGGACAAUCGCACAGAACAGCGAUGCACACAUGCCACAAGCUCGCAUCAUAGCCCUGCCUAACGCCGCUCUCAAAGAUGAAUGGGACUCGCUGGUGUUCGAAGACGCUCUACCUCCUCGUCUACUUCGAUAUCUGACACGCAUGGUCACCAUGAUGAAGCAGCAGGGUCUCAAUCUCGCCACAUUCAACUGGAACCGCCUCUGUUUACUUCACGGGCCACCAGGCAGUGGCAAGAGUACUCUCUGUCGUGCCUUGGCGCAAAAGCUCAGCAUCCGGCUCGGAGGAACCUUUACCAAGUCGGUGCUCAUCGAGAUCAAUACCAACGGUAUGCUGAGCAAGUACUUCGGCGAGAGUGGCAAGCUCAUCACGAACACCUUUGACAACAUCUGCACCACAGCUGCAGACUCGCGCACCUUGGUUUGCGUGGUCAUGGACGAGAUCGAGACGAUAGCUGGGCGUCGAGAGGGAGCCACGUCAGGCGGCGAGUGUGCCGAUGGUUUGCGUGCUACGAACCAGCUCUUAACUGCUCUGGACCGCAUCCGCCGCCUGCCGAAUGUGCUUGUGCUCUGCACCAGCAACCUUAUCAGCGAGAUCGACCAAGCCUUCCUGGACCGCGUGGACAUCAAGCAGCACAUCCCGAGCCCUUCAGCAGAAGCCGUGUACGAGAUCUUGCGCUCGUGCUUGAAUGAGAUGAUACGCAUCACACUCAUCGACAUGCCUAUCGUCCCAAAGAAAGCAAGCAAGAAGCGCAAAGGCGGGACUGAUGCCAAGUCAGACGAGCCGUGGACCAAGGUCACUACAACCGGCGUGCCCACUUUCUCAGAGACUCAAUUGUAUCAUCUCAGCGACGUGCAGUCUGCUGGAGCUCGGGUAUGGAGCAUUGCACAACAGUGCCAGGGUUUCAGCGGCAGGACUCUGCGUCGUCUGCCAAUUCUCGGACUAGCGAUGUACACAUGGGGAGGUCAAAUCUCUUUGCAGGAUGCCAUUUCCGCACUCGAGGCCGCUGUUGAACAGGAGCUCAGGGUGAAGGUCAACACAAAUGGAAGCAAAAACGGGAAUGCGGAGGGCGAGGAUGCUCUCAUGGGCGACCUGUAG
Molecule: messenger RNA, 1419 nt
Organism: Recurvomyces mirabilis
Lineage: Eukaryota; Fungi; Ascomycota; Dothideomycetes; Mycosphaerellales; Teratosphaeriaceae
Exons: 1
Coding region: 1-1419 (472 amino acids)
Biological process (GO): meiotic recombination checkpoint signaling; reciprocal meiotic recombination
Cellular component (GO): nucleus; chromosome
Molecular function (GO): ATP binding; ATP hydrolysis activity
Source: RefSeq, a predicted model, not a curated record